GUUUAGACGAAAAAUCGAGAAAGAUCUCUCGCGUUCUUAAGCAGGGAGGACGCGGGGAAAAAGCGGACGGACUGGGGAGGGGGUUUCAGAGGGGGUGCCGGACUGCAGCAAUGGCGGCAGGCGCUAGGACCGAGCACUGGGAUUUGCGGGUUAAGAAGGGCCCGCUGGGCCGGAACGCGUGCGGCUUGCCUGGAGGCUACGCGGCAGCGAAGGCGGAGGUCUUGGGGCUGGGACCAGACGCAGCGAGGGGAGGGGAAUAUGAUCUUCAACAUGUCCGUCUUUCCCUCCUGUCCCUUCCCCCGCCUUCCCCUACUUCUUUCAGCCUCCCUCUUCCCUCAGUCCCCAGUGUCGGGUUCAUCCCCUGAUGCACUUUUUCCGGAUUCUUCUGCUGCCCCUUCCCCACUCCUUGGGCGCAGCUCCCCCCUCCCCCUAGGCCUUCGUUGGUAGGCACCGGGGAACCUUCGGGGCGCUAAUUGGCCAACGAUUGGGGGGAGGUAGGAAAUCCCAGAGCUUCCGGGUUCCGUUGCCCGUUUUCCCGCCAUGUCGUUCUUGACUAGUGGGAGCCGCUCGAUUCGCCACCGCCGAGUGGGACCUCCGGCCACCCUGGUCUUCCCUGCCUACACUUCUCCGUCUCAGGGUGGGGGCAGCUGGGGGGAAGGAGAAGAUGACUACGAGGAGGACGGGGUCAACGAAGUGGUCCGAGACCUUCGAGCAGAGCUUUUGGCUGACUCGCCGUCGCCUCAGCCGCACAAACACAAUGGGGUCACCCCGAGGGUAUCUGAAGCUCCCCGGGGCCGACCGUGGCCAGUACAGAUCCUCUCGGUGAUUUGUUCUCUUCUCUUCGCAGCCCUCCUUGCUUUCCUCCUAGCUAUCGUCUACUUGAUCGUGAAAGACUUGCAUGCUGAGAAUUUGAAGACCGAAGAUGGUGUAGAAACUGGUUUAUUAGGUAUGAACAAAAUAGGAUUCUGGACUUUAUUUAUUAUAUCCUUAACAGCAGGAUUCUCGUGUUGCAGUUUUUCUUGGACAGUGACUUAUUUUGAUUCUUUUGAACCUGGAAUGUUCCCUCCUACUCCUCUUUCACCAGCAAAGUUCAAGAGAUUGACAGGUCAUUCCUUCCACAUGGGCUAUAGCAUGGCAAUUUUGAAUGGCAUUGUGGCUGCUUUAACUGUAGCAUGGUGCCUCAUGUGAAUCCAUAUUGGUUCCUGGGUAAAAUCAUUUUCUACAGAAUUCAGGACAUCUGGUUCAUUUUUUUUUUUUUUUUUUUUUUUUUUUUUUUUUUUUUUAUGACACAGAAGAACGACAUUUCCCAUUUCAAAAGACUGGAUUAUCUGUUAUUCAUUGAAUGUGUCAAAUUCAUCAUCACCAAUAAUAAACCACCACCUUUUGAGUGCUGGUGUUAUGUAUAUUUUGCUGUCUUAAGCCAGGAGAAUCGUUGGAGUUUCAGGUGCUUUCAUAUGAAAUUUGAGAGUUUUACCUCAUGUUUUAGCAUUAUAUGUUUAUAUUUUUUGUGGGGUUUUUUUUUGUUUUGUUUUUUUUUUAAAGAAAGUAAUCCUAAAACUUGAAUACAGGUCCUAAUUUUGAUAGUAGGCUUAUGUAUAUACUGUCCCUCCAUUAAAAAACAUCAAAUUUGCUACAUAAUAGAAUUAUUACUCUUAUUUAUAUAUUAAAUUAGUGCUAUUAGAUUAAAUCAGUAAAGGAAGCACCUGCUUCCUACUUUUACAUUUCUUACUUUAAAAUUGUUGGUGACUUAUACAGUCAGAAUUUUUAGAGUUUGAAUUACUCAAUCACUGAGAAUUUAUAUUUUUCUAUUUUAAUAUUCAUUUUUAUAAUGUUCUUUGUAUGUUUAAACUUUGUUUUAAAUUACUUCUUUUAAUAUCAGUGCCAAUUUAAGAGAUUUUCAAAGUUAAUAAAUAAUUUUAGAAUGCCAUUAAUUGGUUUUUAUCUAGUUCUCUACUUUCAUUAACAUUUUUUUUAAAUGGGAAAAAAAACCACACACACACUACAGCCUCUAAAUUGUUAAAUAAAUUUUUACAAAAAAACCUUGUUUUAUUUAUAAGCAUUGAUUUAAAAAGUAGUAAACAUUGAUAUUAGAAAAUCAUCUCAAUUCCAGAAUAUGAAAUUUGAAAUAAGCUGUUAUUUCUAACACCACAAUUAGAUUAGGAAAAGUUGUGUUUUCAAUCUACUUGCAUAAUUAAGUGAAAACAGAAAAUUUUCAUUUUAUUUCCCCAGUUUUGGUUAAAUAUUUUACUAUGUGAAGUGAUUUAAUGAACAAGUUUUCUAAUAGCAUGGAAUUUGUGUCUAUUUUCCUUUAGAAUCUUUAAAAGUAAAAAAUUGCUUCUCAAACAAAAUUAUACAGAGUUUUACAUAGAUUAAUGAGGUCUGCAGUGCAUAUUUAAAUCAGGAUUGAUAAUCAUUUAUGUUAGUGAUUGGUGGCUAAAAUUCUUAUACCUCAUUUUUAAAAGACUCUAUUAGGAAUAAAUGUCAAGAACCUCAAAUCAUCUCUUUGCAAAUAUGAAAAUUGCCAAAAGUCUUCAUGUCACUAUUUAAAUCUAUUGCUAAAGUGGUAUUUCCUUUCUCCUAGGAUAUCAACACAGACAUUCAGAUGGUCAUUACUACUUGUGACAAAGAAUGAUAUAUCUAGGAAAUUUUGUUUAAUGUGAUUGGCCCAUGGUCUUUUUACCCCUUUUUCUGAUUUGACCUCAAUUUAUGUGAAAGCCAUUAAUAUUGUUUCAUUGUACUACAUCUCUUUGGAAGAACACAUAGAUGAUACUUUUUGUGGUCAUAAUCAAGAAAUGGACUCAGUGAUCCCAAAAUACUUUAAAGCUGACUAAAAUUCAAUUCUGUUUUUAAACUAUGUACUACUUCUUUAGGAAUUGGUCUGUGAAUGAAGGGGAAAAAAUGUUACUGAUCUCUUUAUCAAUAAGUACAUACAAGAAUGAUAAUAUAUUUAUUGAGUGCUUUAAGAUUGGAAAAACACUUUACAAAAAUUCUUAUUUUAUCGUCACAACAAUCCUGGGAGGUAGGUGCUAUUAUCAUUUCCAUUUGACGGAUGAAGAGCCUGAGACUGAAAAAAGGUUAAGGUUAGUCAAUGUAUAAGCCAAGAUUCAACCUCAGGUCUUCCUUGGCUCUAUGUUCAGCUCUAUUCACCAUAUAACCCUAUUCUUAGUUUAGGGAAGUAGAAUAUUUCUUCUAGUUGAGGUAAUGUAGGCUUUUUAUCUAAUGGCAAAUUUGUUUUUGUUUUGAUCCUAUUUUCUUUCUUCAAGGGAUGAACCACUCUUAGCUCAUAAAAAGCUCCUUUUUUAAGGUUUUGAUUAGUUUAUGAUGUUUCUUGUGUGUGUGUGUAUCAUAUAUACAUGAAGCAAAUUACUAAUAAGAGAAAUACAAAUCAAAGCAACUCAAUUGUUUCACCUGACACCCAGUCACUUGGUAAUGGAGCAGUCAGGCACACAAAGUGCUGUAAUUCUUCUGUAAAUAUUUUAGAUUUAUGUAAAGAAACUAAAUUCAUGUCCUUUGAGCAUGUAACUGCAAAGACAAGAGUAUUAAUUCACACUGUGAUUAUAUAUGUUUGCCUAAUAGAUGCUAAAGAAAUAAUACUUGGUUCUCGUUUAUUCCCAGAAUGUCUUGGAGACUAAUUUUUUUAAUGAAAUGCCUUAUCUCAAAACUCUGCUUAAAGAAUUUAUACAAGGAAUUUCAUAAAUAUUUUUCAUCCAUUGUUUAAGGUCACAAAUUUGGAUUCAUUCAAGGUCAAAAGCCUCUCCUCUUCCAUAGUACACGUGUACACACACACACACACACAUAUACAGAGAUAUAUCUGGAAGAACCAUAAAAUCAUUGAACUGGAAGGAAUUUAAAGAUUAUUCCAGUCAAAUCUUUAAAUUUCAUAAAUGAGGGAACUGAGGCAGAAAGUGAGGUUACUGCAAUUAUUUUAUACAAUUGAGAGACAAAGACUAGAACCCAUAUCUUCAACUUUUUAGUCGUUAUUGUUUCCUCUUAUUCUGAAUUUUCUUUUCACUUUGUUUUGGGAAAAAAAAAUUGGGGGGAAAGGGGAUUUCCUUCCACGUCAGGAGCCACUCAGAAGACUUGGUCAGAGUAGAACCAUGUAAGUGUGGUAUAUUGACUAUAGCAUCAUCUUGGUGUUAAAAUUUGUCUUCAACAUUUAUUUUUGUUGCAUUUGUGAUAUUCUUAAGAUCCUGUUUUACAAAUUUAAUUUUUUUUUACUCUUAAGAACUUGAUUUUGUAAUAUGUAACUGCCAUGUUCUUUAGCAUAUAUGUUUACAAUAUCAAAAUAAACUUUUCGCAGUCAGUUUUCUGA
Sarcophilus harrisii (Tasmanian devil) is the source of this 4312-nucleotide messenger RNA. It is a transcript of the gene ARL6IP6, whose product is annotated as ADP ribosylation factor like GTPase 6 interacting protein 6. Lineage: Eukaryota; Metazoa; Chordata; Mammalia; Dasyuromorphia; Dasyuridae. The record is from RefSeq and is a predicted model, not a curated record. The transcript is spliced from 4 exons. Bases 541 to 1188 code for a protein of 215 amino acids.